AUGACGAUCUACCUCGAAUCUUCAUCAACGUUCAUCCAUCUCAACCACAUACCACGUCCACAUCCCACUCGACGAUUCGUCAGGGAUCCAGCUCUCAAAGGGCUUCCAAGCAGCGCGAUGAGCUCCGGCUCUGGCUUCCGCGACAAGAGAAGCCAGCAGGCGUGCGUGCCGUGUCGCCGCAAGAAGAGCAAAUGCCCGGCUGAGAAGCCGGUAUGCUCAGCCUGCCAGCGCCUGAAUCUACGCUGCGAAUACCGCGCCAAGGACCCAGUCACCAAACCGCAAGCUUCCACAGCACAAGUUCCAGCAGGCGUCAAGUGA
Messenger RNA from Clonostachys byssicola, 318 nucleotides. The record is from the annotation of a GenBank genome assembly. NCBI's taxonomy places the organism in Eukaryota, Fungi, Ascomycota, Sordariomycetes, Hypocreales, Bionectriaceae.